Messenger RNA from Ilex paraguariensis (yerba mate), 560 nucleotides. Lineage: Eukaryota; Viridiplantae; Streptophyta; Magnoliopsida; Aquifoliales; Aquifoliaceae. The record is from the annotation of a GenBank genome assembly.
UGAAAUAUUCAUUUUUUUUCCUUUUAAAUGGUUGUAUUAUGAUCCACACUUCUAAUUAUGGUUCAGAUGGAAAUCUUUGAAAGAAUUAUAGAUAUAUGAUUUCACUUGUAUUUUAUUUUUGCUGCUGUUAUCACCAAGAUUUCACUAAUUUUUUUGGGUUUGAAAUAAAGGACCGCUUGGCAAGACUUGAAGCUGCACUUGCUAGUAAGGGAGAAUCAGGAAAUGAGGAAUUACUCAAGAUGGUUAGUGACCUUCAGUCAAAGUUGGAAGAUGUAAAAGCUGAGCAGGUUUCAGAAAGAGAAAAGGCUCUGAAAGAGGUACAGCAGCUUGCAGCAGAGAAUGCAAAGCUCCAAUAUCGUGUAAUGCAUCUUGUCCGAGCAGUACAGGAGGCUGAUCGCCAGUUAGAAUCCAAGUGAGGUGCAAUGAUUUUUAAACAGCUUUUAAUCUCGAGGUAGAAGUUGUAAAGAGCUGUAGUUUUACAUAUUAUUCGAUUGACUCCUCUACAAAGGUUGAUUAGGUUUCUUAAUCUUUUUAUAAUAUACAGAAUGGUAUGACUUUGG